Messenger RNA from Propithecus coquereli (Coquerel's sifaka), 1302 nucleotides. RefSeq names its product ER membrane protein complex subunit 8 (gene EMC8). Gene Ontology annotation, cellular component: EMC complex. The record is from RefSeq and is a predicted model, not a curated record. Lineage: Eukaryota; Metazoa; Chordata; Mammalia; Primates; Indriidae. The transcript is spliced from 5 exons. Bases 284 to 916 code for a protein of 210 amino acids.
GCUUUCCGGCAGGGGCUUCAGGGACCGCUUUCCGGCGGCGCCCGGCGAGAAGCGCGAGUGGAUCCUGAGGUGGCGGCGGCUUCCCAGAGGAGCCGAGGCCCGAACGGGGGGCCGGGCCCGAGUCGGGGGCUGGGGCUGAGCGGGGGUCCCCGCCAACCGGCAGCCGCGCCAGGCAGUUGCCGCGUCCUCGUCCUGCUUCUCCGCUGGGGCGCCGCGCGGCCGGGCAGCGGGACCAGGCCGCAGCCGCUCGCCCAGGGGCCUCCGGGGCCCUCCCGGGCUCAGCAUGCCCGGGGUGAAGCUGACCACCCAGGCCUACUGCAAGAUGGUGCUGCACGGCGCCAAGUACCCGCACUGCGCCGUCAACGGACUGCUGGUGGCCGAGAAGCAGAAGCCGCGCAAGGAGCACCUGCCCCUGGGCGGCCCGGGCGCCCACCACACCCUCUUCGUGGACUGCAUUCCCCUCUUCCACGGCACGCUGGCCCUCGCCCCCAUGCUGGAGGUGGCUCUCACGCUGAUUGAUUCAUGGUGCAAAGAUAAUAGCUAUGUGAUUGCUGGUUAUUAUCAAGCUAAUGAACGAGUAAAGGACGCCAGUCCAAACCAGGUUGCAGAGAAGGUGGCCUCCAGGAUCGCCGAGGGCUUCAGCGACGCUGCUCUCAUCAUGGUAGACAACACCAAGUUUACGAUGGACUGCGUAGCGCCCACGAUCCACGUGUACGAGCACCACGAGAACAGAUGGCGGUGCAGAGACCCACACCAUGACUGCUGUGAAGACUGGCCAGAGGCGCAGAGGAUCCUGGCGUCGCUCCUGGAUAGCCGGUCCUACGAAACGCUCGUGGAUUUCGAUAACCACCUGGAUGACAUUCGGAAUGACUGGACAAAUCCAGAGAUCAAUAAAGCUGUUCUGCACCUGUGCUAGGCAGGCUUGGCAGUGACCGGUCUGGGCAUUUCCACUGUGCUAAAGAAGAAAACCUAUUUUUAAAUGUAAAUAGAAUAUCUCGUAGCCUGUGUGGGAAGCUGACGGUCUUAAGAAGUGGCCUGUGCCUUGAAAGAGGGCAGAGUGUUCAGUCAGCCGUCUUCCAACACAGAGCCCCUAGAAGAGGCACAGACCGUCCAAUCCGACCACCCUGUGGAUCUCCCAGUUGUAUGUUGCUAUCUUCCAAAUCAAAGCUAUUUCUGCUUGUCCAAGAUUGUUCCUAUUAAACAGUUUUAACUAACCUUUUAUAAUCUGGAGAGAAUACUUUUUAAGGCUUAUGAACUCUAUUUCACAACAACAACAAAAAGAGACCACAUCUUAUACUCCAA